AUGACGUGCAGGCAGAGCUCUACCACUGCAAGUCCUGGAAGCAGGCCUUGGAGGUGCUUGAAUUGCUGCAGGGCACGUGGACCAACAGCGAGGAAACCAUCGGGAGAGCUACGUGGUGACCGGGCGGUCGGUCAAACGCACCAACGACAAGGGCACCGUGAGCUUCCAGAACCAUUUGCAAUGGGAGGACCAGUGGUGCGCCCUUUCCUGGGGCUCCGGCCAGCGAGAUACUUUUUGGACACGCCAAAGCCGAAUGCCAAGUCGGUGAGCUGGACGGCCUGGGGCAGAGGUGGCAAGCCAUUUCGCUGGCACAGGCCUGCGGACUCCAAGGGCGAAGCUGCGGAGAAGGCCGAGGAGCCUUUGAAGCCACGGCCAAAGGCAAUGCCGAGAAGUACCCAGGCCCCGCCAGAACCCAAGAUUCCCAAGAUGCUUCAGCCGAAGCCCAAGAUCCUGCCGCAGAAAGUACCUGAGCCUAAAAGCAUGCCUGAGCAGCCCAAGAAGCGUACGAGCAGCCAUCCCUGGAGAGGUGAGAAGCAGCCCGCAAAGCAGCCACGGCAGGAAGAGCCGCAGGCUGAACCGGCGAAAGAUGCAGAUGCGAAAGAUGCAGAUGCGAAAGAUGCAGAUGCGAAAGCGUCGCCGGCAGGGAAAAGCAACGCACCAAGCCAGGUCAAGGCCAGCAACCCUGAGACCACAGGCUGGGAAAAAGAGCGGAUCAUAGCCCGGAGCAUUCUGGUUCGAGGUUUCCGGCCAGAUCCCGACAAGGAGGAUGCGCUAUCCGAACCAGAGGAGGCACGAGAGGAGCUGGUAGCAGCUGAUCCAGCUGUGAAGCAGGAGGCCGACAGCUCAACAGGUGUUGGAGAGCUACCCAUGUCUGAGUAG
Messenger RNA from Effrenium voratum, 879 nucleotides. Lineage: Eukaryota; Dinophyceae; Suessiales; Symbiodiniaceae. The record is from the annotation of a GenBank genome assembly.